Messenger RNA from Mirounga angustirostris (Northern elephant seal), 6777 nucleotides. RefSeq names its product protein arginine methyltransferase 3 (gene PRMT3). The record is from RefSeq and is a predicted model, not a curated record. The transcript has 17 exons. Bases 170 to 1759 code for a protein of 529 amino acids. Lineage: Eukaryota; Metazoa; Chordata; Mammalia; Carnivora; Phocidae. Gene Ontology annotation, biological process: peptidyl-arginine methylation. Gene Ontology annotation, cellular component: nucleus. Gene Ontology annotation, molecular function: protein-arginine N-methyltransferase activity.
CGCGGUCUCGCGUUUCUAGGCGACGCUGAGGCUCCCCGAGUUGCGUCCUUGCCUUGCGCUCGCGCUCGUUCCCAGGGUUCCGGGCCCGGUUUGCUCGGCGGCGGCCGCGCGUGCGCUGCCCAGCCCGGUCCCCGCCCCCAGGCGCGCGAGAUCCCGGGGCAACACAGCCAUGUGCUCGUUAGCGUCGGGCUCUGCGGGCGGCCGGCGCGCUGUGGAGGACGAGGACGACCUGCCAGAGCUGUCCGACAGCGGUGACGAGGCCGCCUGGGAGGACGAGGACGAUGCUGAGCUCCCCCACGACAAGCAGCAGACCCCCUGCCUGUUCUGUGACAGGUUAUUUACAUCUGCUGAAGAAACGUUUUCACACUGUAAGUCUGAGCAUCAAUUUAAUAUUGAUAACAUGGUCCAUAAACAUGGACUUGAAUUUUAUGGAUACAUUAAACUAAUAAAUUUUAUUAGACUUAAGAAUCCUACAGUUGAGUAUAUGAAUUCCAUAUACAACCCAGUGCCUUGGGAAAAAGAAGAGUAUUUGAAGCCAGUAUUAGAAGAUGACCUAUUACUUCAAUUUGAUGUGGAAGAUCUUUAUGAACCAGUGUCAGUGCCAUUCUCAUACCCCAAUGGACUCAGUGAAAACACAUCCGUUGUUGAGAAGUUGAAACAUAUGGAAGCCAGGGCACUGUCUGCUGAAGCUGCAUUAGCUAGAGCGCGUGAGGAUCUGCAAAGAAUGAAACAAUUUGCUCAGGAUUUUGUGAUGAACGCAGAUGUCAGAACCUGCUCGUCAUCUGCCAUUGCAGACCUCCAGGAAGAUGAGGAUGGUGUUUAUUUCAGCUCAUACGGGCAUUAUGGGAUACAUGAAGAAAUGCUGAAGGACAAAGUACGAACAGAAAGUUACCGAGAUUUUAUAUACCAAAAUCCACAUAUCUUCAAAGACAAGGUAGUUCUGGAUGUUGGUUGUGGAACUGGAAUUCUCUCUAUGUUUGCAGCUAAAGCUGGGGCAAAGAAGGUUCUUGGAGUUGAUCAGUCUGAAAUACUUUACCAGGCAAUGGAUAUCAUAAGACUAAAUAAACUUGAAGAUACUAUUAUACUAAUUAAAGGAAAGAUUGAAGAAGUUUGCCUUCCUGUAGAAAAAGUAGAUGUUAUUAUAUCUGAGUGGAUGGGCUAUUUUCUUCUUUUUGAGUCUAUGUUAGAUUCUGUCCUUUAUGCGAAGAACAAAUACUUGGCAAAAGGAGGAUCGGUCUACCCUGAUAUUUGCACUAUCAGCCUUGUGGCAGUAAGUGAUAUGAAUAAGCAUGCUGAUAGAAUUGCUUUUUGGGAUAAUGUUUAUGGCUUCAACAUGUCCUGUAUGAAGAAAGCAGUUAUUCCAGAAGCUGUUGUGGAAGUUUUAGAUCCGAAGACUCUUAUUUCAGAUGCUUGUAGUAUUAAGCAAAUAGAUUGCCAUACAACAUCUGUCUCAGCUUUGGAAUUUUCUUCGAAUUUUACCCUGCAAAUUACAAAGACAUCCAUGUGCACGGCAAUUGCUGGCUACUUUGAUAUAUAUUUUGAGAAGGAUUGUCACAGCAGGGUCGUGUUCUCCACGGGCCCCCAGAGUGCCAGAACACACUGGAAACAAACAAUAUUUCUAUUGGAAAAGCCAUUUUCAGUUAAAGCAGGUGAAGCCUUGAAAGGAAAGAUCACAGUCCACAAGAAUAAGAAAGAUCCACGUUCUCUCAUUGUGACCCUCACAUUGAAUAAUUCAACUCAAACUUAUGGUCUCCAGUGAAAAGACUACAAAAGCACAACUAACUUGGCUCUGGACCCAAAACUAACUGCCAACAGUAGAAGAGACAGUUGGGGAAAUUGCUUUGUAUCAGCAUUUUUCAACAUGCCUUGAGGCUCCCAAUGCCUGCCUUGCUUGGUUCUCACCCUAGCAUGUGGUGUUCCUGUUGUAUUAAUGCACGAGGCCCCAUGGGAAGGUAUGUAAAGUCCCUGCCCAGCUAUCAGAUGAGGCCAUGUUGCCUUGGAGGCUCAUAUAUUUUUAAUGAUUUUGUGUUUGUUUCCUUACUAUAAAGUAAAGGUAAAUUUUUCCAAGCAGAAUGAUGAAUAAGCGAAGUACUUUUAAAGUGUCUUAGCAAUUGAUUUGUCCUUCCCAAUAAAGUUUUGGGUGCAAAAAAAAAAAAAAAGCCUACCAAAGAAACAGUUUUCAUAUAGUGCCUUAACAUCUUGGCUAAUGUGGAACAGUUAGCAUGCAUUUAGCUCUAGAGCAUACCUAAAUACAUACAAAAAUAGUCUAUCAUUGAGUUCAUUGUAAUUUUUUAAAAUUAAGAUAACAAUAGCUUAAAUAGUAAAGGAAGAUGAAGCCCCAGCCUCCCUUGUUCUGCAUCCCAGUCUCAUAUCCCUGUGCAGUUCUGUAUGUCUCCUCUUUUCUCUCUGAAAUCCCUUGCCCUCCUGAGGACAUUGCUUCCCCCAAAGGCCUCUUAAAUAGUGAUUGUCCUCUCCCACACCACUUACCUCCCUACACUUGGAUGUGCAGUAAGUGACUUCCUGGCUUUUGGUUGUCAGUUAUAGACCAUUUUCUCCAAAAUCCUUCCUACCCCCUCCCAUCUUUGUCUUUUGUCAUCAAGACUGCAACACAAACCAUCUUACCUAUCAACUCUCCACCUCCAGAUUAAUCUCCAUUCCUUGAAAGUUUUAACUGCCACCACUGCCCUACACUGCUCCUGCUUCAUCAGUGAGUGUAAGAUUUCAUGUGAAUGAUCCUUUUAUACGCUGACCUUUUGUCUCAUUGACCUCAUCCAGUGAUCUUGCCUAUAACCUUAACUCAGCCCCUCCUAUGGUCAUCCUGUAGAACUGGUCAAACAAGAACUCAAACUCCUGUAUAAAUCUCAACAUUAAGUAUCAUUCUAACUACCUCUUUUCAGCACACUCUCUUUUGUAAUCCAAUUCCAGCAAUCCUUCAACUCCACCAAGACCAAAAUCCAUUCAUUCAUACCACAUGUCUUCCAUCCUUCACCUCUUCAUUUUUACACCUCUCUCUUGGAUCGGCUUAAAAUCCAUAGGCCAUCAUUAUAAACACCCCCUUUCAUAUAGCUGCAUCUUCUUCGCCUCUCCUUCACUUUUCUGUACUCUUGACUAAACCACAGUUCUGCUUCUAACCCAAACACAUGACUGCACAUAUGCAGCUCAGUGAGGCUGGAGGUAAACACUCAACCAUACUGAUGGUCUAGUCUUAAAUUUAUGACUCCUAAUCUCAGGUGUCCAAUAGUCAUUUCCCUGGUCUGUUUAUCUCACAGACUCCUCAGUGACUAUUUUAUACCUUCUCUCUGCCAACAUUUUAUACCUUCUCUCUGCCAACCUCCAGAACAUCCUUCUCAUUCUUUCAGCUGAAGUCCUUGUUUCCUGUUUUACUGAGAAAAUAGGACAAAUCUGAGAACUUCCACAGGUUUCCAUACCACAUGCCCCAGUCGAUCUUUAUGCCUGUGCAUUGCCUCCCCACUAAGUGAACUUCCGUUGCUUCUAGCUAAGCCAGCUUCUCUCCCUGUGUCCCACAUCUCCUUCUCUGAGUAGUUCAAAGUUAAUUGCUUCAGCAUGUUUCCCCUGUAUCAUCAGAUUUUCCCUCCACCUCUCUCCAGUUAACAUACAAAUAGGCUAUUAUUUCACCUAUGAUAUAUUUUUUUUUAAGUAGACUCCAUGCUGGACAUGGAGCCCAACACAGGGCUUGAUCAUGACCCUGAGAUCAAGACCUGAGCUGAAUUCAAGAGUGGGACGCUUAACCAACUGAGCCACCCAGGUGCUCCUAUGAUGAAAAAAAAAUUAACUCCACUUUUCCCUCUGCUAUUGCCACAUUUCUAGUUUUCCUUUUACAUUGAGACCACUCAAAGAGUUUUCCAUGUUCAUGGUCUGUGCUGCUUCUCUUCCCAUUUUUUGAACAACUGUAUUAAGGUAUAAUUUAUAUAAAAUAAAAUGCACAUGUUAAGUGUACAGUAUGACUUGGCAAAUGUAUGCAUAUACUCAACACCCCUGUUACUAUUUAGAACACUUCUUUCACACCAAAAAGUUCUCUUGUGCUACUAUGCAGUCAACAUGUAUCCCCACUCCCUUUUCCAGGCAAACACUAUCCUGAUUUCCAUCAAGAUAAAUUUGUUUUGCCUGUUUCAGAACUUCAUGUAAGUGGGGUCAUAUAGUAUGUACUCUUUCAUUUCCACCUUCUUUUAGCACAGUGUUUUUUGAGAUUCAUCAUGGUUAUGUGUGUCAACACAUAGAACACAACACACAUUCAUCUUGGCUUUCCCCACUCUCUUCCUUCCUCCUUGACCACUCUUCAGUUGCCUUUGUUGGCUUUUCCUCGCUCUUCAACCUUUACAUGUUGGCACCUUAGUCCUGAGAUCUCUUUUCUGCCCAUCUUCCCUCCCUUGGUGAUUUCAUCCAGUCUUACUGUUUUAAAUACCUAGAUGUUGAUGAUUCCUCAGCGUGUGUCUCCAGCCAUCUAUCUCCCACUGCAGACUAUAUCCAGCCGCCUACAUGACAUGUCUACUUAGCUGUCUCCUGGGCAUCUGAAACUUAACAUGUUUCAAAACUAUGUCUGAUCUUUCCCAAACCCUGCUCCUGCUAUCUUUCUCUACGUCACUUAAUGGAAUUUCUUUUAUUAGCUCAGGCCAGAAACCUUAAGGUCAUCCUUGACCUUUAUCCUCAACUCCACAUCCAAGCUGGCCAACAAAUUUUACUGGAUCUACCUUUAAAAUAUAUCCAGAACCAAAAUAGUUCUAACUACUUCCAUCACUGCUAUCCUGGUCCAAACCAGCAUCAUCUUUCACCUCAAUCGUUAGUUCUCAAAAUGUAGCCAGCAGACCCCUGGUGACUCCAAAAUAAAACUUGCAGAAAGUCCAGGAGAUCAAAACUAUUCUUGCAAUAAUACUGAUACAUUGUUUGCCUUUUUCACUGUAUUGGCAUUUAUACUAAUGAUGCAAAAGCUAUUGUAGGUAAAAGUGCUGGCCCUUUAGCACACAAAUCAAGGCACCAAACUAUUACUAAAGUAAUCAUUUUAUUCUUCACUACCACAUACUCUCUUUAAAAUGUCCUUGGUGACAUGGUAAAUAUUAAUUUUAUUAGAUCUUUACCCUUGAAUACAUGUCUUUUAAUAUUCUGUGUGAUACUAAUAAAACACUUUUGCUGCAUGCUGAAAUACAAUAUUUGUCUCCAGGGAAAGCACUUGUGCAAUUGAUUUGUGACCUAAACUAGCCACUUUUUUCAUAAAAUAUUAUUUUUACUUGAAAGAAUGACUGAGAAACUAUGGCAGGCAUUGUCCUGCAAAAGAAAAAAAAAAAACAACUGACCUUAGCACUUCAAAUAAAACAACUGGUAGAAUUUGUUGCUAGUGAUAAAAUACUAGUUUUCAAGCUAAAAUUGCAAUUUUUGAAAACCUGUAUCUAUGAGCUUGAGGGCUUCCCAAUCCUUAAAGACUUAAAGAUUAGUGGCGUAGGGGAAGAAAAACAACUUUUUGCUCUACUCUUAAGUUCUCAACUAUGACCUCUGUAACAAAAGACAGACUAACAAGAGAAAAGCAUACAAAUUUAUUUAACACCGAUAUGUAUCAUUGCACUUCGCUUUAUCGUGCUUUGCAGAUUUUUUGCAAAUGGAAGGUUUGUGAAGGCAACCACUAUUAGUGCCAUUUUUUCUAACAGCAUUUGCUCACUUCUUGUCUGUGUAAUUUCGGUAAUUCCCACAAUAUUUCAGACUUUUUCAUUGUUACUAUAUUUGUUAUAAUGAUCUGUGGUCCGUGAUCUUUGAUGUUACUGUUGUAAUUGUUUUGGGGCACCACAAACUGCACCCAUAUGAGACAGUGAACUUAAAUUGAUAAAUGUUCUGAUUGUUCUGACUGCUCUAUGGACUAGUCAUUCCCAUCUCUCUCCCUCUCCUUGGGCCUCCGCUAUUCCCUGAAAACAACAAUAUUGAAAUGAGGCAAAUUAAUAACCCUACAGUAGCCUCUAAGUGUUGAAAUGAAAGGAAAAGUCACAUGUCUCUCACUUUAAAUCAAAAGCUAGAAAUGUUUAAGCUUAGUGAGGAAGGUCUGUCAAAGGCAGAGACAGGCGGAAAGCUAGGCCUCUUGCACCAGUUAGCCAAGUUGUGAAUGCAAAGGAAAAGUUCUUGAAGGAAAUUAAAAGUGCCACUCCCGUGUACACACAAACUGUAAGAAAGUGAAACAGCCUUAUUGCUGAUAGGAAGUUUUUAGUGGUCUGGAUAGAAGCUUCAACCAGCUACAACUUUGCCUUUAGCCAAAGCCUAAUGCAGAGGAAGGCCCUAACUCUUCAGUUCUGUGAAGGCUGAGAGAGGUGAGGAAGCUGCAGAAGAAAAGCCUGAAGCCAGCAGAAGUUGGUUCAUGAGGUUUAAGGAAAGAAAGUCUCCAUAACAGAAAAGUGCAAGUGAGUGCUGUUGUAGAAGCUGCAGCAAGUUAUCCAGGGGGUCUAGCUAAAAUAAUAAGGUGGCUGCACGAAACAUUUUCAGUGCAGACAAACAGGCUUCUACUGGAAGAAGGUGCCAUCUAGGACUUUCAUAGCCAGAGAGAAGUCGGUGCCAGGCUUCAAAGUUUCAGAGGAUAGGUUGACUCUCUUAUUAGGGGCUAAUGCAGCUAGUGACUUUCAGUUAAAGCUAAGGUUCUUUUACCAUUCCGAAAAUCCUAGGUGCCCGAAGAAUUAUGCUAAAUCUACUCUGCCUGUGCUCUAUAAAUGGAACAACACACCCUAGAUGACAAGACAUCUGUUUACAACAUGGUUUACUGCAUAUUUUAAGCCCACUGUUGAGAUG